CUUGGGAUCUUUUUAUUAUUAUGUGAAGUUUUAUGUCCCCUGUUACGGAACUUCCAUUGCUUUGAUAAUCAUCCGUGUAGUUAUUUGUACCUGCGCGUUGGAAUUCCGCGCGAUAGUAAGCAAUCGCAUGACUAGGGGUUUUGUUCAUUUACCUUAUUCUAGGAGUUGAGCAAUAUCUUGCAACUGCACAGCUAUUGGACAGUAGCGAGCGUAGUGCAUAAAAGGGGCAGAUUCUAAGUUGCUGCCGAUUCUGUUAUACAAUAAGCACGUAUGAUUUAGAAAAAUCAUAUAGUAUGUUGAAAGGGAACGUGGUAGUUUUGCGCAACGAAGUAUUAAGUAUCGCUAUUUGGUGGAAUUAGGAUACAACAAAAGAAAUAGUCCACACAUUGCCCUUAGUUCAUCCCCGUGCAUCCGCUUUUUAGCUCACUUGCGCGUAUGCCCAUUUAGUGCUUAAAUUUGGCUAGCAAUAAGAAAUAUCUUACGAAACGCACGAGACGAUUUGGUUCAAAGUUAAUCUACAGCACGUAUCCCACAAUGGGCCGGUUGAAUGAUGUUAUUUAUUUGUUGAUAGACGAGAGGCAGGCAACUUAGACUGGGUAAAAUGAUAAUGGUGGAACUUAACCAUUUUGAGUAGGCUACUAUACGCUAGUAACUCACGGCAUGCUCCAAAUCUACUUGCUCUAAUUGUGAAAACAGUUAGAGUGCAUACAUGCACGCUCCAAGAAUAGUCGAGUAGGCCUACGCUCCGAGAGGAGAGUUCUUGGGGACAAGUGACAGGAGCGCCCAGAUCCCCUUCACUGCAAGUUGGAUGGUGUUCAAAACAGUAGACGUGGUGAAGGCUGAGAGCUGUCUGAGACUGAGCUGCCCGCAGAGGGGAUCAAUGAUGGAAUUACAGAACCUACAGGAGGCCCUGAAAGUGGAGAUACAGGUCCAUCAGAAACUGGUGGCUCAAAUGAAGCAAGACCCACAGAAUGCCGAUUUGAAAAAGCAGCUACAUGAACUCCAGGCCAAGAUCACAGCCCUGAGUGAAAAGCAGAAAAAGGUGGUUGAGCAGCUGAGGAAGGAGCUGAUUGUGAAGCAGGACCAGACGGAGAUCCGCAUCCAGACGCAGACGCAGCAGCCCCCAGCCCAGCAACACCCUCCUCAGCCUGACGGCACAGCCUCCACCCUGCCCUCCACCCAGCUGCAGCCAGCUCUCCCUCUCCCCAACCUAAGCAACCCACAGACUAUUGUGACAGGCACUCCAAUCAUCCCCAGCAAAACUCUACCUCUGGUGCUGAAAGCUGCCACCCCCAACAUGCCCACGUCCGUGGUGACACCUCGGCCCUCUGUCGCCAUAGUUACCACCCUGAGCCACAUGGGCAAGCCCAUAACCACGCCACAGAGCUCAGAUCAGAUGCAGACCGCCACAACUCUUGGCCUCCAGGCAACGGGCAAACUCACCAGUCAGGGACCAGAACCACUGAGGAUAGUCUCCAAGAAUACUGUUGUUGUGCAGGCCACCAGCACCCAGCCUAUCAAAGUUCCACACUUUGUCCCUCCUCCCCGACUGACGUCUCGGCCCACCUUUCUGCCACAGGUCCGACCCAAACCAGCUACGCCAGCCACCACAGUGCCCAUCGCCCCGGCCCCAUCACCCGCCUCCUUGCCCCCCAUGCUGACGGCCCCCCAGCUCCUGCAGAGGCCUGUCAUGCUGGCCACCAAGGUGAGCGCCGGCUCGCUGGCCACCACCACGGGGGCCCCCGGCCCUAUCACCCAGCUGCGUAUUCUUAAUGGCCAGCCUGGCGCCGGCGUUGGCGCCGCCCUCUCCAAGAGCUUUGCCACGGCCCAGCUGACUGGUAUCGUCAUCACCACCCCGGCCACCAUUGCCCCCAUCCAGCUCACCACGUCGGCCAUGCAGCUGGCCAGCAGCAUCAGCAGCAUCAGCAGCAUCAGCAGCCCCAACACCAAGGUUGAGGUGAUUCAGGACAGAGUUGAACCAAAUACGCCGCCAAGGGAGUCCAACUCCAUCUCCACCUCCACGUCUAGCUCUCCUGCCCCUGUGACGAUGCCUUCCCCUCCUCCAGCCCCGAAAAGGGAGGAGAGUCCAGAGAAACUUGCCUUCAUGGUGUCCCUUGGACUGGUAACAUAUGGUCAUUUGGAGGAGAUUCAGAGCCGGAGACAAGAGAGGAAACGGCGCACCACUGCAAACCCAGUGUACAGUGGCGCCAUGUUUGAGCCUGAGCGCAAAAAGACAGCUGUGACCUACCUGAACACGCCUCCCCAUCCAGGCACCAGGAAGAGAGGUCGCCCUCCCAAAUACAGCAGUGUGUCGGAGUUGGGCCACCAUCAACACUACCAUCACCUCCACCACCACCCCCUUGUCACCCCCGCCACCAUCGGCAGCCACUUGGCUCCCCCGGCCCCCAGGGGCCCAGACUGCUCCGGGGGCCCUGCUCCUUUACCCGUCCACCCACACACUCUUCCUCUGCCAAACCCCAGCGCUGGGGAUGGAGAUAUCCAUGAGGACUUCUGCGCUGUGUGCAGACGCAGUGGUCAGUUGCUAAUGUGUGAUACAUGCUCACGAGUUUAUCACCUGGACUGCCUGGAUCCACCCCUGAAAACCAUUCCCAAGGGCAUGUGGAUCUGCCCCAAAUGUCACGAUCAGAUAAUGGAGAAAGAAGAAGCAAUCCCAUGGCCAGGAACGCUUGCAAUUGUACAUUCAUAUAUCGCGUACAAAGCCGCAAAAGAGGAGGAGAAGCAAAAAAUGGUAAAGUGGAGCGAGGACCUCAAACAGGAGAGAGAGCACCUGGAACAAAGAGUCAAACUACUCAGCAACUCAAUAACAAAAUGCAUGGAGACCAAGAACACAGUGCUGGCUCGACAGAAGGACAUGCAGGUGUCUCUGGAGAAAGUCAAAGGCCUGGUGCGCCUCAUCCAAGGCAUCAGCCUCCCGCCACUUGUCCCCGACCUGCCACCCAGCAACCCACAUGGCAUCACCAACGGCGAGACAGACCAUCCCAGCUCUCAGCACACAGACUGUGGGAACGUUGACGAUAGCAUCAACAGCAACAACCAUGGUGACACCAACAACCAUGGCGACACCAACAACCAUGGCGACACCAACAACCAUGGCGACACCAACAGCAAUGUUGACACCAACUGCAACAGUGACGCCAAGGACGUCUCAUCACAACAGAACAACAGCAGAAGCCCGGACAAGACGCCAGAGCCAGAGGUGAGGGAAGAUCUCACCGAUAACAUCAAUGACGACAACAACAGUGAUGACAACAACAACAGCAGCAGCAGUGACAACAACAAUGACAACACUGGUGACAGCAGUGACCUCAGCAAAGCCCCUGAGCCACCUCAAGCCCCGGCAAUAGCCCCCAUAGCAGUCGAGGGUGCUAAAUAGCAUCCAGCCACUCGAGGGACGGCAGUGACCCAACAUCCACCUGGGGGAUUUAAAGUAAAAACAAACCCACUUCAACACCCUCACGGGUGUCCCAAAGUUGCCAAUCAAAGUACAGUUUUUUUUUUGUUCAUCUUUCAUUGAAAUGUCCUUUGAGGAGAAGGUGAAGGAGAGUUUCCUGACUGCCAGUCUGGGAAACAAAGGGUUUUGUCCAGUACCAGCGGUGUGUGUGUGUGUGCUUAAUCUACGGUCUAGGAGCAUCAGUGUAAAACGUACGAUCAUAAUGACUCUCUUAACGAACAAUGAUAGUAAUAAAUAAUAGUAAUAAUAAAAAAGGUUUCAAAACAUCACACCAACGUGUGCCUGCAAACAGUUGCCGUAGCGCCUCUUUAUGGAGGGAAGGUUUCCUUAGAGGGUGUUUUUGGUCAGCAGUUCCGCAAGAAAAUAUAAUUGGUGCGAUUAUAAUAGCCGAGUGCCCAUCCUUAUAGGUUCCUUUAGCAACCUCUCCACCAAUCACCAUUCUGAAACCAAAACCACAUCUUCUGCACCAGUGAUGAUGAAACAAGCAACUGUUCCAUGUUUUAAUCACUGUCUACUGCUUCUUUCAUUACUGUGAUGACGAGGCAUCUUUGUUCAUCUGUUGCUACAGACUUGCCAUCUGUGUCCUGUUCCUUCUACGUUUCUUUUUAAGUUGUCAUGACGCAUCUUCUCCCAAACUCUCAAUACCGCUCCAAGUCUACUGAAAGUGACCUCAUACCACUUUCUUGGGGACUAGAAGGUUCCAGCCUGCCUGCAACAGUGACCUUUGUUUAUUUCAAGUUCAUGCCAUUUUUUUUUUGGUCAUUGUUUGGUCAAGACUUGAGUGUGGUCAGAUGUGCCAAAUGUCUGGCCUUGGUAUUGGGAGUAUUUUCCUUCAUCUUUUUCUCAUUUUUUGAAUUCUAAAAGCACUGAUGGCAGGAACUGUUCUAGAAAUGUGUUCUCAAGGCAGUGGCCUGCCAGGGGUUUUCCAAGGAGAGAGGAGAGUUGACAGUCAAAAGAUGGUUUUGGUGGCAUACAUUUCUGCAGAACUCAUCUCAGGCACUUGUCCAUUUAACUGCUAAGCAAAGCUGACGAUGAGCAGGUUCAUCAAUUUCUUGGUCAUAAUUUACUACUUUUCAUAUUAAGUGACUUUUGGGGCAAAGCGAUUAUUUAUUUCUUUUGUAAAGUAUUUCUUUCUUUGGGGGACGGAGCUGUAGGUUUUAGGCUUUUGCGCAAAUAUUUGAAGUAAUAGAAGUAACGGAACAACGAUUUACUUUAUUUUUUACAUACUGUAAUAUCUGGUGGAAACGAUUCAGGUCUUCCUAGUAUUGAGAUAAGGUAACCACCCUUACAAGUGCAUUUCUGUUUCAUAAAACAAUUAUUUCUACGUAAGAAGUGGUAGGACUGGAAACAUUUUUGUAAAUAUAUUUUUCUUUAUUUUUUUAACGUUAACUUUUUGCAUAUAAUUUGUUGAAAUUUUCAACUGCCAAAUGUUUCUCAAUCCAAAUAUAGCAGGGAAAUGUCUUCUUAAGUUAUUCACAAAAUCUUUAAACAUAUUGUACCUAAAUAGUUUGCAUGUGCUUAAACAAAAGUGGAAAUCUCUACCAGGUACUCCUUAAAGACUUGACCCCAGGACUUGAGGAAAAAAGAGGAAAUGUAUCAGAGUGCAUCUAUUGGAGGGGCGAAAAUGUGGCUUACUCUGUGAACAGGCCAUGCCUUCAUCAUAUGACAAUUUGAUUUGCCAACUGCAUUCAUUGGUGUUCUUUAUGGUCUUAGCUGGUGUAAAUGGGGUGAUGAACUUCCAACAUCUCUGCAUUAUGCACACUGAUCUUCAAAUCUAUGAUGAAAUCAAUAUCAGUCAGGUGUCCCUCACUCUGACGUAGCAUUUCAAGGGCUUUCUUUGUUGUUUUGGUUUCUAAGUUGCAGUUGCAAUGGCAUCUCCAUAAGAGCAAUUAGGAUCCCUAAUAAGCACAAGAAUGAUGGCUUUGACGGUCACAAAAAAGAUAAACGUAUGCUGGCAAAGUACUCAAAAUGGAGUAUUAUUUUGUAUAUCCCCACCUGAUCUUAUGCGCACCUGGAUAAAACCCAAACUUUUUUUGGUCUCUCAUCCAUGGCCUACAUCAUGCACCUUCACAUCUUGUUUAGAACCUGUGUGGUAAACUCUAAAACCAUCAUAGCCUAGAAUAUCCAUAUUCUUGGUAAGGAGUUCAUUGUGAGUGAUAUUUGUCCUUAGUUUCUUUCUGUUAUCAAGUUCAUCAACUGGUUGUUUCACCUCAUCCCAUUCUCCAUAACUUCAAUGUCUCAUCUCCUUUCAUGAAAGAAAAAGGACUUUGUAUACUAGAGAGCACAAAAGUAUGUUCCUGUGAUGAGGAGAGCCAAUACUCCAUCACAAAGGUUCAGUGGGCAAGUAUGAGUUCAAAUGGCCAGUGUCACGUUCAUGUGUUAUACUACGUCUUGUAUUUUCUAUAGUAUAUUAUAUGCACAUGGUGUGCAGUGCCCACCCAUUCCUUUUUGGCCUUUGGUAGCAUUAGACAUCUCCUUAAUUACAACUGCCUUAAGAAAUAGUCAUCAGUUUUGUUUUGUUUUAUUUUUUCAGGAAAGUGGUGUUUUUUGUUUUACUUUUCAUUGUCUUGAAGAAUGUUUGUAUGGUGUUAUCAGUUCAUCCAAGUAAGUAAUCCUCUUUUUGCUUAGAACACAUGAUCACAGGGAGGGUGGAGUGGGAGGGAUGGGCAUCGGGUAUACUGCCUGCUUUAGCUUAACCAUGAAGUAUAGUGUGGGUUCAGUGCCUAAAUAUGUCUUCUUCUGUGGUUCAUUUUCGAGUGCCCUUUGUUGUAAGUCAGUCUUUGGGUGUGGUAUAGAUUAUGUUUUGCAUCAAACAGUUACAGAUAAGCAUUUUCUUUCUCUUUUUGACAAAUUCUGUUUCAUUAACUGUUUUUAUUUGUAAAUAUACUACAGCACUUUUGAAAACCUUGUUAGUAUUAUUGUAUUAUUUUCAUAACUCCUUUGUACUUUUAUUUAUUUCUUACUGUAACUAAACUUUACAGUCCCUCCUAUUGUCAUUUUUGGGAACUGGUGUGGUGUUCCAGUUUGAUCUCAGUUGUAAACAAAUAUAGAAUUUAACAGGUAACAAUAUGACCCUUUCAAAAACGAGUGUUUGUAAAUUGUUUUUGAAAAAUGCAAGCGCAUUAUGGUAUAACUAUUUCAUGCAAGAUAGCUAAGGACUGUUUCCAGGUUGGGGCUUUAAUAUUUUGUUUCUUCAGUCAUUAUUUUCAUUUUUGCUUUUUCACAUGACUGGUAUUUCAGAAUGCCAGAUUUGGUCAAUGUGCAUUUCAUCUUUGCUUAUCCAUGUGCUGCAGUGCAAAUGUACUGCUACCUCUGAACAAAUUAACAUCAUUAUUAGAGACCAAUUUUUUAAAGUAAUGUGAAUAUGGUGAAACAACUAAAUACCACCACCAGAACCUUAAUAUUGUAUGUAGUAUGUUGUUAACAUGACACAUUAAGCAUUGACUUAUGUUGUGGAGUUUGAGUUCAUAGUCAUGCACGUCUAAUUCAGUCAUACUUCAAGGCAAAUACUAUUAUGAAUGUUAUACGUCAGAUAUUUGAAAGGAAUUAUGUGGUGUAAUGUGCACCAUUUAAAUUAAGAAGUACGGAAUAUACUUUCCCUGAUCCCAGCACACCCAAAGAAAUGUGCCCAUAGCCUCUCAGUUAAUUCAUUAUCAAAUCUGCAUACCGUCUCACGUUGAAUAUGCACCAGCAAAGGUACGGUAAUAAUGUUUGAAGUUCAAAAGAAAGCUCACAAUAAUUUUAUUUUUAUGUUCUAUGACUGCUAAGAUUGUGUUGUAAAUGAAAGAAGUGCCCAAAAUUAUUCAUGGAUUUUUUUCAUUACACUAAAAACAGGGAAGAAAACACUGGUUUUACGUCGACUAGUUGAAAUUAAGUUGCCUCCUUUUGUGAAGUAAUAAAUGAAACUGAACCGAGAUCUUGCCAAAUAAAUGUAAAAAUUUGGGUGUUGUGCUGAAUCAGGAAAAUAACUGUGUAUUUUUGUUUCAAAUGAGCUUAACGGUGUUUUUUGUUUUGUUUUGUUUUUUUAAGUAGUUGGAACAAAUGGCUCUUUGCAUGUAUUACAUUAUUUUGAUUUUGAUUUAUUUUAAUCUUCAGGUUCAAAUAAAAAGUUAAAGACCAAUAUCGCAGAAAACAAUUCUGCCAGUUCCAUAUAAAAAAUUAUGUUGUUUGAUCUGUGCUUUGAGAAAGUGGAUGGAUCUGAACAUACAUUUUGAGGUCUGGACCUACUGAUGAAUAGUAGGUGUCAAUAGAUAUAAGCCCCUUGCCCCCCCAAGUAUAUUUGUGUGCUGAACGUAAGAUUUUGUAUGUUGUCUGUUUUCUUCCCUACUCACAACAGUGCAUUACAAAUUGCAACAUAUGUUGUUUAUUUAACUGUUUCUCAUAGGUGAACUGUGACCUUUUUUAUUCUGCACCAACAGCAUUCAUAUCAAAACUUUAAUUUUGGUAAUGUUGAUUACCUCCUCCCAUUGGAUGUUGUGAUAAGAGUUGUUUAUGGUAUGGUAAAAUUCUGGUACUUCCUCUUAGGUUAUUUGUUUGGCGUCUAGAGACUAAAAACAAGAAGAGGUAUGCUUGAUGUGCUGCAAACUUUGGAAAAAUGACACAAUCUACAUAUUGUCUUGUAAAAAAAUGUUAAUUGUAUUGGGGUUUUAAAUACUAUCACUUUUUUUUUACAACAUCUAUGUUACCGACCAUGUUCUGUUGUCAUCCUGUGUUCUAUCAAAUGGUUGUGAGUGUCU
Molecule: messenger RNA, 8208 nt
Organism: Engraulis encrasicolus (European anchovy)
Lineage: Eukaryota; Metazoa; Chordata; Actinopteri; Clupeiformes; Engraulidae
Gene: phf21aa
Product: PHD finger protein 21Aa
Exons: 18
Coding region: 809-3394 (861 amino acids)
Biological process (GO): negative regulation of transcription by RNA polymerase II
Cellular component (GO): histone deacetylase complex
Molecular function (GO): chromatin binding
Source: RefSeq, a predicted model, not a curated record